Messenger RNA from Ictalurus punctatus (channel catfish), 1787 nucleotides. RefSeq names its product orthopedia homeobox a (gene otpa). NCBI's taxonomy places the organism in Eukaryota, Metazoa, Chordata, Actinopteri, Siluriformes, Ictaluridae. The record is from RefSeq and is a predicted model, not a curated record. Gene Ontology annotation, biological process: neuron differentiation; regulation of DNA-templated transcription. The transcript has 3 exons. Gene Ontology annotation, molecular function: DNA-binding transcription factor activity, RNA polymerase II-specific; DNA binding. Bases 245 to 1147 code for a protein of 300 amino acids.
ACUCCCUUCCACCCCCACAGGCUCAUUACGGCGCUAAUGAGCCGCCGCCGCUCCGUGACACCCGGCCCCUGCGUCUCGUUAAGGAAAUAGCUCUUCAACUGCUGAUUAUUUUAUUUGGAAUCAUAAUUAUAUUGCUUUGGGCCGAAUCACGGUCUAAUCGAGGCCCCGUUCCGAGGGCAGCGCUCCUAAUUGAAGCAUGAGCAUGCGCUACCUGCAUCCCUCUCUUUCUUUUUCCCUAUGAGGGAUGAAGGAUGCCGCGGAGAUCCUGGGACACAGAGAGGCACUAAAGUGCAGACUCGGAGUCGGUGGCGGGGUGUCUGAGCCCGGACAUACCGGAGAACUUGGCCCGAGUCCGGAAACCCUAGAAGGCGCGACCCAUCUUCCCGGAGACGAGCUCGGUAACGUUGGAUCCAAAGAGCAAGAAAAGCAGCAGCAGCAACAACAAAACCAAAAUUCUGCGCAAUCCGUAAGUCAGCAAACCCAGAAACAGAAACGACACCGGACCCGUUUUACACCCGCGCAGCUCAACGAGUUAGAACGCAGCUUCGCCAAAACCCACUAUCCUGACAUCUUCAUGCGAGAGGAGCUCGCGCUGCGCAUCGGCCUGACGGAAUCGCGCGUGCAGGUUUGGUUCCAGAAUCGACGCGCCAAGUGGAAGAAACGCAAGAAGACCACAAACGUGUUCCGCGCGCCUGGCACUUUACUUCCUACUCAUCACGGUUUACCGCAGUUUUCUUCGGCAGCAAUUAACGACAGCCUGUGCUCGUUUCACGCAAACGAUACGCGCUGGGCUGCAGCCGGGAUGCCGAGUGUCUCUCAGCUCCAACUUCCUCCGGCGCUCAGCCGCCAGCCUGCAAUGGCGCAGUCACUGUCGCAGUGCAGCUUGGGGGGCGCGGGCCCGGCGACGCCUGGUUCCAUGGGGCUCUCCAACAUGGCGUCAAACGGCUCGGCCCUGCAGUCGCAUCACCUAUAUCAGCCCACGUUUCCGGGCAUGGUGCCCGCGUCACUCGCUGGCCCGACAAGUGCGAGUGCCUCCACGCAACUUUGCAGCUCGUCAUCGACAGAUAAUGACAUGUGGCGCGGCACGAGCAUCGCGUCACUGCGCCGCAAAGCGCUCGAGCACACAGUCUCAAUGAGUUUUACUUAAUGGCGCGCGCGGGUUCCGAAUAUGUUCUACUGUCGGUUCGUCUUCUUUUACACCAUAUUUUUCCUCCCAUAUUUUCUCUUCAAAUUUUUUUGACCUACUGUCUACCUAUCUAUCAAUCUUUAAGGCAAUUUAUUCAGGCCUAUUAUUUGGGACUUUUUUUUUUUUUUUUUUUUUUUUCACCAAACACGCUGCACAUAACAGACAGAAUGUAACGCACAUAUUUGCAAUAUUCGACACAGGACGCUACCUGCCUUGUGAGGUUUUAUUUAUGAAAACAAAUACUUGCAUAUUACGGACCACGAUUUUUUUUUUAAACGGUAAAUAAGUAGGAGAAUGAAAGGGCAACUGGUGUAAAAAGAGAAGAAGAAAAAAAAAAUCAAGAAUAAACGUCGAAUGCAUGCGUGGACGGCUAUAUCCGAUAAGGGGAAAUUUAUUAUUUAUUCUAUUUAUUAUUUAUUUUAAAAAGAUCAUUUUACGGUUAUAGUCUAUGCUGUUCUACAGUAUGUUUUGUGUAGAUAAAGCAUUUUAAAUUGCUCUAAUUUGGUCGAUUUGUGAUAUGUUUUAGGUUUGUCUGUGCGUAAUCCCAAUACAGAUUUCUUAAAUUUCUUAACUGUUAUAUGCUUUCCUGAACAUAUUUAUA